AUGAAGCGCCGCGAAGUAUCAUUGAGUUCAUCUCGUCGUUCCUCCAUUUCAGAGCGUGGAUCUGCCCGUGGCAGGGGUUCGGCUCGUCGGCUGUACGACAACGAACUCACUCGUGCCUUGUAUGACGAUUCUGGUCAUAAAAUCGCAACUGGUCCUGGCAGGCAUGCGGACCCUCUAGUUCCCGAUCUCGACCUGCGUCCUAGAUCCGCUAGGGUUCAAGAGUCUCCAAGAAGUGGCAGACGUGGAAGGAUCCCCAAGGCACAGAAGCAAGCCGCAGAGUCUGCUCGUUUGGCUGCUGCAGCCCAUGAGCACCGUCCAGAGGAUAAGCCAAGCUCCCGCAAGAGGGGACGUGAGCCCUCCCAGGAACCAGAGAAGAAAGUAAAGAGAGCCAGGACCGGAUUAUGGUUCCUUACAGAUAACUUUUUGGUGCGAUUCUUCUCCGGCAUCAAGACAAAAUUGUUCGGAUAG
This is a messenger RNA of Theileria equi strain WA, 468 nucleotides long. RefSeq lists its product as hypothetical. The record is from RefSeq and is a predicted model, not a curated record. The transcript has 2 exons. Bases 1 to 468 code for a protein of 155 amino acids. NCBI's taxonomy places the organism in Eukaryota, Apicomplexa, Aconoidasida, Piroplasmida, Theileriidae.